Molecule: messenger RNA, 3580 nt
Organism: Lingula anatina
Lineage: Eukaryota; Metazoa; Brachiopoda; Lingulata; Lingulida; Lingulidae
Product: high affinity 3',5'-cyclic-AMP phosphodiesterase 7A
Biological process (GO): signal transduction
Molecular function (GO): 3',5'-cyclic-nucleotide phosphodiesterase activity
Source: RefSeq, a predicted model, not a curated record
AUGACGGAACACCUAAUACGACGAAUGCGCUGGAAGGCCUUUUAUUUUCUUCGUAAGGAUGAAGAGAGCAGUGACGACGAUGACAGACAGCAGCGCAUGGGCGAAAAUGAUGAACCAUCAAGACAACAUUACGGACUUAAAAGUAAGAGAUCACCACCGCAAAUAGCUGAUAUGAUAGGUUUCGAAAAUGACUUAAUGAAUAUGAUUGAGAAUGUUCAAUUCAAAGAAGUCAAUUUUGCUGACGUAGUUCUAUUUCUUGUAUUUCUUUUUGCAGCUCUAAUUGAAGAUGGUUAUCACAGUAGUAACCCGUACCACAAUGCUGUCCAUGCAGCAGACGUCACUCAAGCUAUGAACUGCUUCUUAGUAGAACAAAAGAUAGCCUAUUGUUACAGUCAACUUGAGAUUCUGGCGGGGUUGCUGGCAGCAAUGUGCCAUGAUGUGGACCAUCCUGGAGUGAACCAGUCAUUCCUCAUAGCAACUUCCAAUCAUUUAGCUUCAUUAUAUCAGAACACAUCAGUUUUAGAAAAUCAUCACUGGAGAACAACAGUUGGGAUACUCCAUGAGUCUGGAAUGCUCAGUCAUCUCAAUGCAAGGCAGUGGCAUUUUUGUGUGCGGCAACUUAAGUCCCUGAUCCUUGCCACUGAUAUCACGCGCCAGCAGGAGUUCCUCAGCAAGUUCAAGAAACAUAAUGACCACGGUGAUUUACAACUUGACAAGGAGGAACACAGGCAUUUUGUUAUGCAAAUAGCAUUAAAAUGUGCUGACAUCAGUAACCCAUGUCGCCCUCUCGACAUCAGCCGGAAGUGGAGUCAGAGUGUGUGUGAAGAGUUCUUCAAACAGGGUGAUUGUGAGAGGGACCUUCAGCUUCCUGUGACACCAGUCUGUGAUAGAAACUCAACCACAGUGGCCAAAAUACAAAUAGGGUUUAUGGACUUUGUUGUGGGACCCUUAUUCAGUGAAUGGCAGCAGUUUAUACCCUCUAAUCUCAGUAAACAGUUACUAAAUAACAUUAACUUAAACAGGAGUUACUGGUUAGAGACUAUGCAUGAACCUGAGGCUGACUUAGAGGAGGGUACAGUAUCCAAAUCCAGUGAUCCUAGCCCAGCUCAGUCCCCUGUGGACAACAUUUCAUUCACAUUUGAUGCCAUAGAUGCUGAGGGAGAUACAGAUAGCAAAUAUGGUGAUGAGGCUGAUGAUGAUGAUGAUGAUGAGCUCCCUAUGUUAUUAAUGCCAGCGGAGAUUCAGUCUCUCCUUGGUGCUAGGCGGCAUAGUAUGCCACCAGCUUUACCUCGAAGAGACGUCUUUAAACUUCAAAUGAGGAGGGAGAGCUAUCCCAUAUGUACCUCUCUGAAUAGGAGAGGCAGUUUACCCAAAACGGUGUACCAGUCGACCUCCUGGGACCAGUUGUCUCAAAAACUGUCAAAGACGUCGAAUGGCACCAGGGCUUUGUCUCUGGACACAUUGACAUCUCGUCCAAAGAUCUCUGUCCUCAGUGCCCUUAUGGACACUGUCUCCAUUACACACCAGCAAUUCUCAAACUCUGACCCUCAGUCGCUGUCAACAGGAACCAUUCCUGUUGCACCCACUGCCAGCAAGAGGCUGUGGUCUUUACCCCAUUGUGCUGUGGACAGUUUGGAGUGUUCUCUAUUGCCUACAUUCCAUAGCCCUAGCCAUCACCACCACCACUCUAGUCAUAGUGAUUCUCAGGCAGAACUGCACGCCUCAGGGCACUUUGAAGCCGCAGAGCUGAAAGAUGCACAUAUUUUUAUACCUCCAUUCACCAGCACACAAUCAAACAUAUGUCAGGUCGAAGAGCCAGCUAUGCAAGUUCUAGAGAAGAAUCGGGAACUAUCAAAAGUUGAAGAGGAUGCACCUGCAGAACCAGGCAUUGUACACAGUUUAUAGUCAACUUUAAUGAAGCUGCAUUUUAAGACAUUUAUUUGCUAGUUAUUGUUAAUCAGAUUUUGCUAGCAUUUAUUGUUUGAUUAGGAAAGUGGCAUAUCUGUAAACACUAUCCAAUUUGUAGUUAAAAACAUCUGCUGUAGAUUUUUUAAGAAGCUUUUUACCAUUUUAACCAGGUGCCAAAACUGGGUGAAUGUUUGACUUCGUAGGCUUUAGUUGUCAAGUCCAGGUUCACACAUACUAGAUUUUAAGUUGUAUGAAAAGAUGAUACAAAUGUCAUGAAGUUUUCUAUGGGUGAAAUGGAUUUGUUUUUUGUUUUUUUUUUAACAUGCACAAGACCAUCGUUUUAUAUCUCAUUAAGACAGUUUAUUUAAAAAAAGUGAUUGAUAAAAAAAUAAUAUGCUUUAUACAAUUGGGCUUUGCCUUUGUCACGUUAGAAUAUAUUGCCUAUGAAGAUUAUCUUUUAAGAAACUUAAUUGAGUGCUGGGAAAAUCAUUAAUUUCCCUUAAUUACAUGAAGUCUUUAAGGCUGAGAAAAUCGUGGAAAACCAUGAUUUAUUCCAUAAGAACUGUACAGUAUUUGGGUGGCAGAUCAUCAGCUGUUGUUUACUUUCUUGUCCUGUUAUGGAUUGUCAUUAUAUGAACAUUUUCCACUAAAUUAUGAGAAGACUAGGUUUUAAAGCCCAUUUUGUACCAACCCUUGUUAAAAUAUAGGAAAAAAGUAGAAUUAAUAAAUAAACCUACACCAAAAUAAUUCAUAGGAUGGCUCAAAGUUAGAUAUAUUUUUGCUAAAUAUAUAUUUUUCAGCUUGAAUCUAGUGUUGGAUAGGACCAAAGAACUUUUGAAAUGUAAAUUGGAAAUAAAAGAAAUCCGAAAUCCAUUAGAAGUAACCUGAGUGUUAAAUACUUGAGUUCAAAAUGGGACAUUUUUCACCUUCCCAAAAUUUCUGUUAUGAGGUAGAUAUCUGAACAUUGUUUUCCCUGUACAAUUAUGUUGUAAACAAGCAUUGCCUAGUAUAAAGGUGGAGGAUUUUUUCUCAUUUUUCAGAUUGUUAUUAUUUUCUUUAGUUGCGUGUACUUUCCAUUUUUUUCAACAGGUUGCAGGUUUUUUUUUUAGUCACUGACAAUUAUCCUGCAUACUGAUCUCCUUAGUCAUGUGCAACUAGUUUAUGUUGUUAGAUAUAACAGUAUUUGUGAUGAAAUUUUAAGGCAUAUUUCUCUUUUGUUACAUUUGACAAAUAUUUAGUAGUCUUUAUGCCAGUAAAGGGGAAAAACAUGAAACAUUUGGACAAUUAAUGUCCUUGAAAUGGAGUGUUAGUCUUUUCCUGCAUUUUGGUUUUAGACCAAAUAUGAAAAAAGUAUCUUACUUAAUUUAGGGUAAAUUCAAGGUGUCAGUUGAGGUUGUAUUAUAGUACAGAACAUUAACAAAGGUUUGACAUAAAAAUAUUUUUGAAAGUGCAAUGUAUUUGUUAUACAUUACCAAUAUUGGUAUCAGGCUGCAUGUGCAUCAGUUUGUUUUCUAGACGUUAAGUCUUUAUCUGGGAUAAACUGCAUUGUUAAAAUAUUUUCAAAUAUAUCAUCACCAUUAUUUGUUCACUUUUAAGAACACGUUUUGUUUGUUCAUUUGUCAGCAGCAUGUAUAUAAAUGGGAGUUAUAAAAACAUUUGGAGGCACCUUUAU